UCAAUAAGAGGGACCCUCCAGAGGCGCAGCCCCUCACUAUCACUGGACCUCCCCAUUUGAUGCCAAACGGCGCUGCGACCACAAAGGGAAUCAUGCCUGUGCCCAGGAAAGCAGGAAGGAAAAACAGCCGCGCAGCAGAAGAGAAUCAGCCGCCUCCAUAUGAGCCAAAUAUCCCCGAACCCACCACCAGGGCUGACUUCAUGAAAUAUUGGCUCCCGUUCUCUCUGGAUGAAAGAACUGCACAGAAGCUGUUGUGGAUUUCAGAGGGGGGAUCCAAAGUGGCCCGCACCUCCGAUGCCGUCUGCCCGUAUCCCACCAGGCCCGAGAGAUAUGAGCACUCCCCACAGGUGCUGUGUAAAGAAGGCCUGAUGGGCUACCGGGGGUACUGGGAGGUGGACUACGACGGCUGGGUGGUGAUCGGCGUGGUGUUGGAGAGCGCUCCGCGGAAGGGCCCGGACGCCCGGGGUUCAUGCGGCCUCGGGGAGAACAACAGCUCGUGGGGCGCCGGCUGGUCCGGCUCCUGCUACCAGGUGUGGCACAACAGCGACAACGUGGACGUCCAGCUCCCCCUGUCCUCCACCAUGGGCGUCUACGUGGACCAGCCCGCCGGCAUCAUCAAGCUCCUGGUGGUGGAGGGCGAGGGGGAGAAGGAGGUCCAGCUGAUUCACAAGUUCAAGGCCAACAUUCAGGAGAAGAUCUUCCCCGCGUUCUGGGUCGGCACAAAUUCGUUCUGCCUUCUGAGGAAAAAGGAUCAGUGACGGAGCAAAGAGUCGAGCGCGGAGGCGAGGCGGUUUAUGGUGUAAAUCUGGGGGGGUCAGGAGGGAGGUGGAGAGUUUGAGAAGUUUGGGGAACAAUGGAAGCACGUUGUGACAUUUGCUUUCUGCGGUUGCAUGAAGGAAGCUUGUUCAUCUCAUACUGUAGACAAAGGCGGCUUCUCCUUUUAUUUACCAUCCUGUGUGUAUUUAUUGGUUUUAUUCAACUCAGUUUACAAUAGCUCAUGUAUGAUUUUAUAAAACGCAUGUACUGGUGUGCUUGUUUAACUAAGGCAUCUUUUUAUAUGUGCUUAAUGUAGUCAAUAAACUAUUAUGUAAUAUGA
This is a messenger RNA of Gasterosteus aculeatus aculeatus (three-spined stickleback), 1096 nucleotides long. Its product is annotated as tripartite motif-containing protein 16-like protein. Lineage: Eukaryota; Metazoa; Chordata; Actinopteri; Perciformes; Gasterosteidae. Gene Ontology annotation, molecular function: protein binding. The record is from RefSeq and is a predicted model, not a curated record.